This is a messenger RNA of Cataglyphis hispanica, 2015 nucleotides long. RefSeq names its product glycerol-3-phosphate dehydrogenase [NAD(+)], cytoplasmic-like (gene Gpdh1). Gene Ontology annotation, molecular function: glycerol-3-phosphate dehydrogenase [NAD(P)+] activity; NAD binding; protein homodimerization activity. NCBI's taxonomy places the organism in Eukaryota, Metazoa, Arthropoda, Insecta, Hymenoptera, Formicidae. The record is from RefSeq and is a predicted model, not a curated record. Bases 152 to 1195 code for a protein of 347 amino acids. Gene Ontology annotation, cellular component: glycerol-3-phosphate dehydrogenase (FAD) complex; cytosol. Gene Ontology annotation, biological process: carbohydrate metabolic process; glycerol-3-phosphate catabolic process. The transcript has 7 exons.
CUUGUCUCUCUCUCUCACUGUUUCUGGGUCUGGAUUCCGUCGAUUCCCCGGCAGUCACUCGUUGGCGUUCAAACGAAGUGGUUUUCGCAUUUCGUCUUCGGCCAGCCUCCUCUUCUUGUUCGCAUCGAAGAACGGUGUCCUUGAGCGCGCCAUGGCAUCCGUAUGCAUAGUUGGUUCUGGUAACUGGGGCUCGGCUAUCGCAAAGAUAGUCGGCACGAAUGCGAAAAAGCAAAAUUGCUUCGAUGAUCGCGUCACCAUGUAUGUUUACGAGGAGAUUAUCGAUGGGAAAAAGUUAACAGAGAUCAUUAACGAGACCCACGAGAAUGUCAAAUAUCUUCCAGGACAUAAAAUACCUGAGAAUGUGAUUGCGAUUCCCGAUGUGGCAGAGGCUGCGAAGGACGCGGAUAUUCUUAUAUUUGUUGUUCCGCAUCAGUUCAUUCGAAGGAUAUGCAGUACGUUGCGAGGAAAAAUCAAACCUACUGCUAUCGGUCUAUCUUUGAUUAAGGGUUUUGACAAGAAAGAGGGUGGUGGCAUUGAACUUAUUUCUCACAUAAUUUCAAAACAACUGCAAAUUCCAGUUUCAGUCCUGAUGGGCGCCAAUUUGGCUUCUGAAGUAGCCGACGAAAUGUUUUGCGAAACCACUAUUGGAUGCAAGGACAAGACGAUGGCACUGUUACUUCGUGAUUUAAUCCAGACAUCGUACUUUAGGGUGGUGGUCGUCGAGGACACAGAUUCUGUAGAGUGUUGCGGCGCGUUAAAGAAUAUAGUUGCCUGUGGCGCCGGCUUUGUCGACGGGCUCGGUCUAGGUGAUAACACGAAGGCCGCGGUGAUCAGGCUGGGUCUUAUGGAAAUCAUCAAAUUCGUUGAGGUAUUCUAUCCAGGUGGGAAAUUGGCGACCUUCUUCGAAAGUUGUGGAGUCGCUGAUCUGAUCACGACAUGCUAUGGUGGACGCAAUAGGAAGGUUUCAGAAGCCUUCGUCAAAACCGGCAAGUCUAUUGAAACGCUGGAGAAAGAGAUGUUGAAAGGACAGAAGCUUCAAGGGCCGUUCACCGCCGAAGAGGUCAACUACAUGUUAAAAUCGCAGAACAUAGAGGACAGAUUUCCGUUGUUUACGGCAAUUCAUCGUAUUUGCAUCGGUGAGCUAAAACCAAUGGAUUUAAUCGACUGCAUACGUAGCCAUCCGGAACACAUGUAAGCUUACAAGUUAUAAUAGCAUUAAAAAUGUGGUUUAUGGAUUUAAACAUUACGGAUUAAACAUAAAACCAAUUUGAAUACACAAUUAGCCCGCGCACAGAGCUAUAGAUAUCUCAACUUUCAUCGAGAAUAAUGUGGUUUUUAAAAAGCUCAAAAUUAAUCGAAACUUUUCCAAGUAAACUAUUUAGAAUUUCGUCUAAUUUUGCGAUUUUGGACAGUAGUUCUAUAAAUUGAAACUUUGUUUGUUGAUAAAAUCAUUUAAUAAAUUAAUAGUAAUCUAAAAUAAUUAAUAUGUAAACGAAUUCAUGUGGAAUCGAUUAUGGUACUUUUGGAUUGGGUCUGAUUAUAUUAUAUAAUGGCAAAGUUUUAGAAAUGUCUUUGUUCGUGAAAUUUUUCAUGACUUUAAGAUUUCGUGGAUUUGUAUAAUUUUGAGAAUUCUACAUUCAAAGGACUUUAAAAAACUGUAUGAAAUUUAAAAAAAUUUUUUUCCAAAAAUUGUAAUGUUAUUUAAAUUUGUUUUCAUAAUAUAACAAUAGUUUCUUACACACACAUACACACAUACAGAUUCAAAGAGUCUAUAAAAUUUGAAAAAGUUAAACAACUUAGUUAAUAAAAUUACGUAUCGCGUUGAGCGCGAUGGAUAAAUUGUUACGAUGAAUAUUUGUACAUAAUAUAUAUAUUUUAUCAAGAUUUUAUUCAGAGUUUUAAUCGAAUAUAUGAAUUAAUAACAGAUCUAUAGAUCCUUGAUCGUUGAUUGUUAUAUAUUGUCAAUUAAUCAAUCCCGCUAUGUAAAACAAGAGAAAAAAACAAAUAUAAUUAAU